AUGUUUGGGGCAUCAAUAAAAAUUCUCAGUGGAAUCCACAAAAAAAUGGUUAAUUUGAGACCCGCUCAAAAAAAUUUUUGGACAAAAAAACAAAAACCCAAAGUAUCAUCAUCUCAGCUCGAAAAUUCUCCAGUUCGCGCAUGUGGAGAAUCUCCUUCGAAAUGUCUCGACUCAGGCUAUGGGAAACCUCUUCCGAAGCCGAAUAAAUCUCUCUUGAAUUUCUGUAGAGGAAAGCCAGAGAUAAAAGAGAAGCCUUCGAACUGCGAUGAAAAAGAGUGCGAAAAACGCGAGACUUUUCUGGAGUAUCUAUUCGGGAAAAGAGAUAAAAAGCCAAAAAAAAUUUCUUUCCCUGCAGUAAAAUACAUCCUAUGCCGUGAAUACUCCGCUCCCAAGGUCCAGGAACUUCUGGAACCUCAGCCGAUGUCUGCAUCGAAAUUUCCAGCCCCAAAAGCUGUCAAUACUAUGGAAUUUGUCAAAAAAUCGCAAAAAAUUCCUUCUACGUGCUCCGCAGCUGCCCUCUUCAUUGACCAAUAUUCUUGUGAAAGUUCAAAAAAAUGUAAAAAGAUUGAAGCGUUCAAAGUUCCAUUCGAACAGCUGCGACCAUCCGCGAACACAAAAGAAAAGUUCAGCUGUAGAACUGGAGUUGAUCAUGAGAAUAUUUUCAAGCCUAUGAAGAGGAAUUGCUGUGUAGAAGCUGCGAAAGUCGGGAGAGUCACUAAAUUCCCUGGAGAGAUCCCCAAACCGCCGUCCCUGAACUUCAAUGCUGAGAGUUUAUGUAAUGCGAGUCCUAAGAAGUUCACGAGAACUUCGAGGGUCGAGAAAUUGAAGGCGUUGGUGUCCAGUUCUAAACAUUGUCCGGUGCCUAGUUUCAAGGAUUCUAAAUGAUGGAGUGGCCCGAAGUCCAGUAUAUUAAGAAAAAUCUGUAAAGUCCUCCUUUGAGACCGCAAAGGUGACAUUCCAGACACAAUCGGAGGACUUUGCUCUUUUCGAAAAGUCACCCUGAUCGAUCAAACCCAGAGUUAACUCCGAGUUAACUCUGGGUUUAUAGGGAAAACCCAGUGAAGGAAGAAAAAAAGUCUGCGAAAGUUCCAUUAACCCAUAGUGAACCCAGUGUUAACUCUGGGUUUAAUUCAUCAAGGCGGUCUCAAGGUGGGCCACAUCUGCAUGCAAGUCCACUGCAUCUGCAAUCGUUUCAAUUUGGUGGAGAGACAGGCGAAGACACCAGAGGGAAUAAGGACGCAACUGGUGGAGUGGCCCCCCUAAGGAUCGCUGGACUGAGAUCAAUUACCUGCUGGUUGGUUUCGGUUAGGAGAUCUGUCUCCUUGAGCAUCCUCAAUGUGGACAGCGUCCCACAAAAAAUCUUUUGCUCUUUUCCCCUGAUAACACUCAAAAUAAUUGGGACACUGAACAGGAUAAAAAAAAUUCUUAAUGUUCUAUCACUUCCCACCACUUCUCUUCUGAAAGUCGAUGCAUGAUCCAUAAUUUUCGAAUAUCGUUUAUCAAUCAUGCUGUUCUACUCGAGAUUCAACAAAUAAUAAUUGAUUCGUAGCGUAAAAUAUUAAUGUUGAAUGAAUAAUGAAAAAGAACA
Messenger RNA from Diachasma alloeum, 1588 nucleotides. RefSeq lists its product as uncharacterized. The transcript has 3 exons. Lineage: Eukaryota; Metazoa; Arthropoda; Insecta; Hymenoptera; Braconidae. The record is from RefSeq and is a predicted model, not a curated record. The coding region runs from base 1 to 885 and encodes 294 amino acids.